CAAAUUAAGCAAACGUCCGUCUCCAUCAUACUAGCCGAGUGGAGUCGAUCUGUCCGGCAGCUCGUAUUCGGCAUUCCUCUGUUGAUCUAGAUUCUAGAUUCUAAGAUCUAGUUAGCGCCGAGUUAGUCAGAUAGUUUGCCAGGUAGGUUUUGUUUGUGUGGAAUGCAAACCAACGUCACAACACUUUCAGCAUCACGAUCCAUCAAUUACACACACACGUUUGCUUGCUCAAGAAACGAAGAAAUGGCAGACGGUGGCGGCUGGAGUACGAUUGAAUCCGACGAGGGCGUUUUCACCUCUUUAGUCGAGACCCUCGGCGUGCAAGACAUUCAAUUCGAGGAGCUGAUUUCCCUCGAUGCAGACACGAUCCGAUCCCUGGGAACAGUCUACGGCGUCAUCUUCCUCUUCAAAUGGAUCCGCGACCCGGCACAAGACCACCCCCAGCAACAUGACCAGCAACAACAACAACAACAACAACAACAAGAAACACCCAAAGACGGAACCUACGACCCCUCCACCCCGCUCUUCUUCGCCGCCCAAACAAUCCAAAACGCCUGCGCCACGCAGGCCAUCCUCUCCGUGAUCUUGAACCAAGACACCACCACCACCAACCACCAGCAGCACCCGCCGAUCCGCAUCGGCGCGGACCUCCGCGCAUUCAAAGACUUCACCGCAGGGUUCCCGCCCGAGCUGCGCGGCGAAGCGCUCUCAAACUCCGAGGCGAUCCGCACGGCGCACAACGCGUUCUCCAGGGCGAGUCCGUUUGUCGACGAGACGGCACCGCGCGCGGCUGCGGCCACCGACGCCGACGAGGACGUGUACCAUUUCAUCGCGUACACGGCUGUGGACGGCGUGUUGUUUGAGCUGGACGGGUUGCAGCCUUAUCCGAUCCGGCAUGGGGAUUGUUCUGGAGGAGGAGGCCGGCGGGACGACUUUGCGGAGAAGGUGAUUGAGGUGCUGCGCAGGCGAAUCGCUCGGUAUCCGGAUGGCGAGACCAGGUUUAAUCUCAUGGCUGUUGUGCGGGAUUUGCGGAUCCGGGCGCGCGAGGCUGGGGAUGUCGAGGGCUUGCUUGGUGAGGAGAGGAAGAGGAGGACCUGGGCGUGGGAGAAUAGCUUGCGCAAGUCGAACUUUGUCGGCUUCAUUGGGGAGGUGUUGAAGGGGGUUGCUGCGCGGAAGGAGAACGAGGGGAGAUUUGAGGAUUGGGUUGAGAGGGCCGAGGCGGAGACGGCCAGGAAGUUACAGAGGCGGUAGUAGUAGUAGUAGUAGUAGUUUUUUUUUUUUCAAUUCUGGUACGGUAUGGUUGUACAUGCAUGCAUGCAUGCAUAGUUGAAAAAUUCUGAGCUUAUGUAC
Molecule: messenger RNA, 1350 nt
Organism: Aspergillus ochraceoroseus IBT 24754
Lineage: Eukaryota; Fungi; Ascomycota; Eurotiomycetes; Eurotiales; Aspergillaceae
Product: putative 26S proteasome-associated ubiquitin C-terminal hydrolase
Exons: 5
Coding region: 163-1251 (362 amino acids)
Biological process (GO): ubiquitin-dependent protein catabolic process; protein deubiquitination
Cellular component (GO): cytoplasm
Molecular function (GO): cysteine-type deubiquitinase activity
Source: RefSeq, a predicted model, not a curated record